This is a messenger RNA of Thamnophis sirtalis, 1451 nucleotides long. NCBI's taxonomy places the organism in Eukaryota, Metazoa, Chordata, Lepidosauria, Squamata, Natricidae. The record is from RefSeq and is a predicted model, not a curated record.
GCUUCUUUAUUCCCGGGGGAGGACAGAGCUCUUAAAAGCACUGAGCAAUCUUUUUGCCUUUUCAGGUGUGGAAAUGCGCAAGAUUACCGACGCUCACACCCCCUCCAGCGACACCGUCAACCUGACGCUCUACUUCGUCCUGUCCACCACCCCGGCUCCCCUCCUGGACCCCCACAUCAGCCCCGAGGAGGAGGAGAAAAUGGAAGCCACUUUGAACUACGCCGACCACUGCUUCAGCGGCCACGCCACCAUGCACGCCGAGAACCUGUGGCCCGGGCAGCUGUCCACCGUCCUGCAGGUCUUGCAGCUCUCCAACCUGUGGAAGCUGACGCUGCAGAAGCGCGGCUGCAAAGGCCUGGUGGCGGCCGGGGCUCACGGCCUCAUGCAGGGGAUGGUGCUCAGCUUUGGCGGGCUGCAGUUCACCGAGAACCACCUGCAGUUCCAGUCGGACCCCGAGGUCCUCCAGAACAGCUACUCUCUGCGGGGGAUCCAUUACAACAAGGACCUGAUCAACCUGGCCGUGUUGCUGGACGCCGACGGGAAGCCCUUCCUCCACGUCUCGGUCAAGUUCCAGGACAAGCCAGUGAAGCUGUACGCCUGCGAGGGCGGUUGCUCCAACGAUCCCGUGGAGCUGACCUCCCAGGUGCACGGCCACACCUUCCCCGUCAUGGUGACGCAGCCCAUCACGCCGCUGCUGUACAUCUCCACCGACCUGGUACACCUUCAGGACCUGCGCCACACCCUCCACCUCAAGGCCAUCCUGGCCCACGAAGAGCACAUGGCCAAGCGCUACCCGGGCCUCCCCUUCCUCUUCUGGUUCAGCGUGGCCUCCCUCAUCACCCUCUUCCACCUCUUCCUCUUCAAGCUCAUUUACAACGAGUACUGCGGCCCCGGGGCCAAGCCUCUCUUCCGAAGCAAGGUCUAAGGCUCGGCUUGACAGCCAAAGCAGGGUCCCGGCUUCCUCGGGGUGUGUUUGUGUGUGUGUGUGUGUGUCAGCUUCUUCUCUCUGACAUCAGCCCUGGAAGCAGGGCACAUCUGUAGGAGCCGAGGACAUCUUUGGAAGAAGCCAGCCUUUGUGCUGUGUGUGUGUGUGUUUGCACACCUGUGCACCAGUCUACUUAGUCGUUUGCCUUUUUGGAAGAUAAGCUCUCGAGGAGGAGGGGGGGGAGGCUGAUAAAAGGGCCAGUGAAAAGUAAAAGUUCUUCUACCAAAAGGAUGCAGGGGUGUUGUGUUGGGGUGCUGUUUGGAAAAAAAAGGGUUGAUGGGCAGUGUGAUUGAUGGGGAAGCUGGCGUAGGGGUGCCGGGGCUGACACUCCAAGGGUUAAGCAGGGGCCUCACUGUUUACGAGUAACCCUGAAAUGAAGGAGUAGGGGGGGGAUGCUUUUUUGGGGGGUGGGGAAGCUUGUCACGCGUGAUCUGACUGUACCCACAAAGUGUAGCUUUAUGCGGAG